Messenger RNA from Ananas comosus (pineapple), 1450 nucleotides. Its product is annotated as 5'-adenylylsulfate reductase-like 3. The transcript is spliced from 4 exons. The coding region runs from base 184 to 1125 and encodes 313 amino acids. NCBI's taxonomy places the organism in Eukaryota, Viridiplantae, Streptophyta, Magnoliopsida, Poales, Bromeliaceae. The record is from RefSeq and is a predicted model, not a curated record.
CUUUUUAUCGCCUGCGUGGUCGGCCAUACACGAGGAUAUAGCUCGUAACGCGGUGUCUCCCUACUCUCCCCUCUUUCUCGCGUCGUCUCUCUCGACCUAGGGUUUACUUUCGCUCUUUCCCCUCCCCAUUCCCCAAGCAAAAAAUUCGUGCCUCGCUCUUUUAACUCCCUUCUCGCCGCGUCCAUGGCAGCUAGGGUUUGGAGGGCGACGCUCCUCCUCCUCCUCGCCUCCGCCACCUCCGCCGCCGAAGUAUGCCCUAGGGCCUCCGUCGCCUCCUCGAUCGUGGGACAUGAUGCGGUGUGCUCGGCCCUCGAUACAACGGCGGUCGAUAGCUAUCCGAUCGGCGUCGUGGAGGGAGAUGAGGCUACUCUGCAAAGGGCAGUGAAUCUGGUGCACUGGAACAGGGAGGAUUAUGUGGCCGUGCUUUUCUAUGCUUCCUGGUGUCCUUUCUCCAAAAUUUGCAUGCCAAAUUUCCAGAGUUUGUCACUGCUGUUUCCAUCCAUCCGCCAUUUUGCAUUUGAAGAAUCUGUCAUCAGGCCAAGCAUUCUCUCAAGGUACGGAGUUCAUGGCUUCCCAACACUUUUUCUCUUAAACUCCACGAUGCGUGUGCGGUACCAUGGAGCUAGGACAAUCAAUUCCCUUGUUGCUUUUUACAAUGAUGUUACAGGGAUCAAUCCUGCAUUGUCGCAUUCAAUGCCUGUGGAGAGGAUCGAAGACUUGCUAGCCGGCGAUGAAGUAAAGGAAGACAUUGUGCAGGAAAACUGCCCCUUCUCAUGGGCAAGGUCGCCGGAGAAACUCCUUCAGCAAGAUACAUAUCUGGCACUGGCAAUCUGUUUUGUGCUCCUGAGGGUGCUUUAUUUCCUUCUUCCGAAACUUAAGACAGCCCUAAAGCGGAUUUGGAGGCGGCAUACCCGUUUUGCAAGUUUGAUGAACUUGGGCCAUUAUUUCGAGGCACGUAUGGAACAAGCCAAGCAAGUAUUCGGGAGGUUAAACCCAUGCAAACGAAGCAACUUACGGAAUGGUGCGAUGAAUGCUACAAAAUGGGCCUGGGCCUCGAAAUCACUAGCGUCAGUGUCAAUCGGAGAGCCGAGCUCCGGGAGGGCCUCUGCUAGCGAAAGAAGAUAGAAGUAGAGUUCUUGCUUUGUUUGUCUGUAUAGUAGAUGGGCCACGCAAUGUUGUUUUUCUGAGUUUUUUCUUUUUUUUUCUUUUUUACUUUUGUUUUUCUACUUAUUUAUUGGUAGCGGGUAGGGGCGUCGACAAUUUCCUCUCUUGGGGGAAGAUGAUUUAAUUGCCAAAUUAAUUGCAGUUACUUCCUGUGGGGUUAUCCACAUCUACAUCUGAUAUUCUUGGAAGAAUACACCCCCUGUAUUCAUGUUGUUGCCGGAGAAUACUAUUUAGCUUAUUCAGAAAUCUGUCGCUGGUGGCUGCAUGAGCUGCUUGUGUUAUUCCA